CGUGCCCGCCGCGCAUGCGCACACACGCCGGUUGGAAGGUCCCGAGCCCGACGCGGAUGAUGGCGGAGCUAGGGGAGGCGGACGAAGCGGAGUUGCAGCGUCUCGUGGCGGCCGAACAGCAGAAGGCGCAGUUCACUGCACAGGUGCAUCACUUCAUGGAGCUAUGUUGGGAUAAAUGCGUGGAGAAACCAGGGAAUCGCCUAGACUCUCGCACUGAAAACUGUCUCUCUAGCUGUGUGGACCGCUUCAUUGACACUACUCUUGCCAUCACCAGUCGGUUUGCCCAGAUUGUACAGAAAGGAGGGCAGUAGGCCAUCCCCUGGGAGAAUGACAGAAGCAGCAAAGGACUGGUUAUUAAGCUGACUGAAGGGCCAGUGGGGGAAGGUUGUCAGCCCACUGUCAGGCCAACUUCAGGCUGUCAUCAAGCCUGUGGGUGCUAAAAAGUAACAGAUCAAAUGUUCAAAAAGUGAAAUUUAUUUGGAAUUCAGAAAUUCUACCUUGUAUCACAACAGUUAUUCAAUAAAUGUGAAUUCUCCAA
Molecule: messenger RNA, 538 nt
Organism: Camelus dromedarius (Arabian camel)
Lineage: Eukaryota; Metazoa; Chordata; Mammalia; Artiodactyla; Camelidae
Gene: TIMM8B
Product: translocase of inner mitochondrial membrane 8 homolog B
Exons: 2
Coding region: 15-311 (98 amino acids)
Source: RefSeq, a predicted model, not a curated record